UUCGCGCGGAGUGAAAAGGGGAAGAGCCAGCCGUCUCCCCCAUCUUUUCCCCUGGCCCGGGCGGUUCUCGGUGGCCCCAGCAUCGCGUCUCCCACUGGCCUGGGAGGCGCCUCUGUGGAGCGGUGGCCGGGGAGGGGGGCUCGGUGGCUCUCCGAGCGGCCGCUUGGCCCCUGGCCCGUUGGCACGGCGCCCGCCCGACAGGUCCCGCCCCGGCUGGAAUGUAGGGAGCGCCCGCCAGCCUGCGCCCCUGUCCUUGUGCGCCCAGUCCUCUCGUGCGACGGCUCUCCGGUGCGCGUCUCUCUCUUGCCCUCCCGCUGCAGCCAUGGCCGCCUCCUCCGCGCGGCUCACUGUCCUGGCCAUGACCGCGCUGGCGCUACUCCUGCUGCUGUGCCUGGGCCCAGGUGGCGUAAGUGGGAAUAAACUCAAGCUGAUGCUUCAAAAGCAGGAAGCAGCUGCUUCACCUAAGACGAAAGUGGCGGUGGACGAGAACAAGGCCAAAGAAUUCUUAAACAGCCUGAAGCGCCAGAAACGGCAGCUGUGGGACCGGACUCGGCCAGAGGUUCAGCAGUGGUACCAGCAGUUCCUCUAUAUGGGUUUCGAUGAAGCGAAAUUUGAAGAUGACGUCACCUACUGGCUAAACAGAGGUCGGAAUGGGGACGACUACUAUGAUUCUUACCAGCGUCACUAUGACGAGGACUCUGCGAUGAGCCCCUACGACUCCAGGCACGGACCCAUCGGCAACUACCAUGACUACUAACACCCCGUGCAUGCGAACUGGCGCCGAAAGUGCCCCCCACCCCACCCCCUUCACUGCCUCGCACCACGUGGCUUCUGCUGGGCUUUAUUCCAGCAGAUCUUUUCUACCCCCUUUCUGCGACCAGGAAGGGUGAAUUAAAACAAACAAUAUUAAUGCUUUUUGAUAUUUCAUGCAAGUACCUAACAACGCAUUUCAUUAAAAAAUAGAAAUAAAAGCAUUUUGUUA
Molecule: messenger RNA, 982 nt
Organism: Herpailurus yagouaroundi (jaguarundi)
Lineage: Eukaryota; Metazoa; Chordata; Mammalia; Carnivora; Felidae
Gene: ECRG4
Product: ECRG4 augurin precursor
Exons: 4
Coding region: 323-757 (144 amino acids)
Biological process (GO): central nervous system development; regulation of cell population proliferation; G1 to G0 transition
Source: RefSeq, a predicted model, not a curated record